Molecule: messenger RNA, 12267 nt
Organism: Lineus longissimus
Lineage: Eukaryota; Metazoa; Nemertea; Pilidiophora; Heteronemertea; Lineidae
Product: mucin-2-like
Exons: 14
Coding region: 1-11184 (3727 amino acids)
Source: RefSeq, a predicted model, not a curated record
AUGGAUAUGCUGGAGAGACUUCUACCCUCAGAAGUAGCCCGCCUUGUGCUAGGUUACCUAAAGACGGAGAGCUGCAACAGUGCUUUUAAAGCAUUUCUUGGCGAGUGUCCUCACCUGAAGGAGUAUGCCAUGUUACUGGAACGUGGCAGAGAGUACACUACCAAGGUGAACGGACGCACACUUGAAGAAUACCUGGAUGAGUUUGCUGACCUCAAGAAAGCAGUCUCAACCAAGACCAGUCUGACACAGCACUAUGUAAGUGGGGACGGUCAGGUCAGGCGAUUGGUCCUGGACACUCCGGCAGAAGGGGGAAAAAAUGUUGCUCCAGGAUCAGCAUUCAUUGUCAACGAUGCGUCACCAGGGCCAUAUGCAAAAAAUGAAGUUCCAAAUCCAUGUUUUCCAAAAAAGACAAUCAAUCUUGAAAAGAAAACGAAACGAUCAAGGUCAAAAAAGGCGUCAAGGCAGACAACAUCACUACUAGAAGAUGCCUGGAAAGCUGUUUCACAGGCGGGAAAAUCUGGGACUGAUUCACGAUUGUCUUCUGCUAAUAAUACAGUAUCAUCUGUUAGAGAAUCACGAAGUUCGAAAACAAUUGUUAAUGAUACAAAUUGUGAAAGUAGAACUCGUCCGAAAACUAAGAAUUUAGUGAAAAAGAUUCUGUUUGAGAGUAAUGAGGAUGAUAGUUGUAAACAGUGUACAAAAAAUCAGUCGGGGAGAACUGAUAGGUCGAGCAGACGUUCAAGAAGUGAUUUUGCGCAUGGUUUGAAGCAGAGGUGGGAGAGUACUGUUGUGGCUUCGGCAUCGAGUAAAAAUGAACAGGCCAUUCCUAGGGUGCGGUUAAAGAUUGCCAAUUCUUGCCAGGCAGCUGCAGUUACGUCAGAUGAGGAUGAGAACUUUGGGAUGGAAACUGGUUAUGAUGCACCAGAGUUUGAUGGUGAUGUUGAUGUUGAUGGGGGUCGUUGCAAUAAUCAGGAAACUGGUAGCAGUAUGGGAGAAGAAAAUGACAACUGUGAUACUCGAGAAACUGCCUCACCAAAGCCUUCCACGUCUGCUGAACUUCCAAGGAGACAUCAGACGCCGGUCAAGAUGAUGGAACCCCUCACCCUAGAGAUACCAGAAGUUUCCGAGGAGCCUCCAGGUCUACAUACUCCAUUCAAAAAUGUUGAUGUGCAAUCCAUGAUGUCUACUCCUUCCAAGUUUAACGAUACUGCUUCUGUGAUUAGUGUUGGUAGAUCACCAAAGAGGAAAAGCCAUGCACCAAAGCGUCGAUUCAACAAGCCACCCGUUUCCCGGCCCGCUGCUGCACCUUCAUUUAUGAAUGAUGAAUCGCUCUACUCGUUUCCAUUUCCCAUUGAUGACCCAGUGUCUGUAGAUAUGUCGAGCAUCGUUAAAAACUUGCUAGAAAAUACUCAUCUCCAAGAGAAACUUGCUGACAAUAUCAACCAGGUGGUUGCGUCUCAUCAUCCAGUGAGCACAACACAAGUGGCCCCAGAGCCGUGUGCAGUAGAGACAGUUAAACAUCAGCAAUCUUUGGAGAAUUUCCUUGGAACAAAGGAGAGCUUUGUAAAUGAACACGUAAAUGAGCAGACCAUUGGUGGUAUAGUGGAACUCACCAAGGAUGACCCAGCUUUUGAUGCUCUGUUUAGUUUGUUCAAUGUUGAGAAAGAUGUUUUCCUUGAGAAUCGACGUAAACAGCAGAUGACUGAAGCACCGCCUGAAAACCACUGUGAUGUUAAUGGAAAUCUGAAGGCACGUUCACCUGAGCUUGCAGGGAAAGACUUGAGUGGUGAGAAUACGUUACUUGAUCGACUCGAUGCCAUGGUGUCUCUUGCAGACGAUACUGCAGCAAGUUCAUCUCUCAAUCAGCAGGGAACGAAUCUAAAAAAUUUUGAUACUUCAACAGAGGGAUGCGAUGCUGAAGUUGUUUAUGUUCUGAACCUAUCAAACCCUCAGUCUGAAAUUGUUGUGCAAUCAGAAGUUAGUCAAUUUGUUACUUAUGCUGUAAUGGAUCAGCCUGAUAAUGCUUUUAUAGAGAGGGUCAACAUUGGAUCAGUAUCUGAGGAGAAAAUGGUGUCUGGUAGUCUGGGGAAAUUUCAAAACUCUCCUGUUCAGCGAAAUCGGAAUACUCAAUCGAGUGAAACGCAUGAUCUGAAUAAGUCUGGUGUUGCUAAUAGCAGUGAUGAAAGUGUCAGACAUUUUAGCAGAGAACUUAUGGACCUCAAAUCACCUUAUAUUUCGCACACAAACAGUCCUGCGCCUAUAGAUGUUGAAGCCCCCUGUGAAAAUCAAGCCGUGCCUAAGAAGGUGCAAAGCGAUGGUGCUGAGGCAUCCCCUCAUACGACUGUGCCAAAUUCUAGUCCUGCAACCAAUCCGUUAAACACAUCUAUGGAGUUCAGACCCUGUUCAGAUCAAGAGGAUAAUCAUGUGGAUGAGGUGCAUUGUGGAGAAACUGCACAGGAGACUCGAUCGUUGAGCAAAGUUCCCCAGAUAAGCCCAAGGAAACGUGGGGCUGGUGAUGGCCUCAGUCUGGAUUCUGGUAUGCAGUGGAAAAUGGAGGUACUUGAAAUGAGGCCAGCUCCAGCAAAUGUUGAAUGCAUUGAAUUUGCCUCCGCUUCCUUCGAGAGUGAACAUUCAAAAAAUGCAGAUGAAGUCCGCCUCUCCACCAAAGAUACUUCGUUUACGAAACCACAGACAGUUGGACACAAUUCUACAAAACCUCGGCGCGUGCCAUUAACUACACUCAGUAGUGUACCAUCGCCUUUCUUACCAGGGCCGUUCUCCCCACAGACACCGAUGAUGCCUCAUACACCAUCCCAUGGCAUGCCAAGUCCAUCACAAUCGCCUCGGGAAACGUCCGCACCAUUUUCAUCGUUCAGCAGCCAAUCUACAUCACCACGCACAAUGGCUCAUGGAUGUCCUUUUGUAACAAGUCCGGCCCUAGAAGUAGAAGUGUCUACCUCCAAACCGACUGCACUCAGUCCUGCACCAUCUUUGUAUACCAGACAGAUCGACUCUCCACGUACUGCUAAGUCAUGUCCAAGUCCAUCGCCAGCAUCACAGUUUCCACCAAAAUGCUUCUCCACCUCUGUACCAUCACCGUUCAUGUGUCACCCCGUCUCACCUCGAACACCAGGCCUGGUCCCACCCGCAUCACCAAUGAUAAAAGAAGGACUUUCACUGAAAGAAGGUCGCUCUCCACUCUGUCCUGUGACAACAGAAUCUGACCCAGAGCAACUGAAAGAUUCCUCCAGUUCAACGGAACCAACCUCUGUGGAUCCCGGUGAAGUUUUAUCAAUGACUGCCGAAUUUUCCCCGUCUCAACCACUGUCAACUUCUAGUCCAGCCACUCCUAUCAGAAAUAAAAAAGCUGUAACUUCCAAUGUGCCUUUCAUGGUGAAUAGGACUCCUGAUAAAGCAGUUGCAGGGAUAAAAUUAGUUGCUUCAACAGCAAGUCCGAAUCUAAGCGAGGCUGUGCAGCGUGUGAUGACUAGCCGAAUGACCCCUGAUAAGUUGGCUGCCGCCUCAAAUCAUCUCUUAAAAAUGCAGAGUACAACUCCAGACAAGCAAGUGCAUAUCACCCCUAGGAAGGAGCAAACCUUGGAUAAUCACCUGACUCCAAAUAAGGGUCCUCCAAGUGUUGGCAGCUGUUGCAGUACUCAUUCACCUUACAGUGCAUUGCGCAUGACUCCGGUCCAGACAACUGAUCAGGACUAUAGCCAGCAUCAAAACCUGGCUGUUGCUUCAAUCUUGUCCACUCCCCAGAAGGUAUCGAAACAUUCCUCAGAUGACGAAAAAGACAUUAGUAAUGAGAGUGAUGAAACGUGCAUGUCUGUCGCCACUGUUGUAAGGGAAGAACAAAGACAAGCAGUGGACGCCAUCCUUUGGCCUUCUCCUGCAAAAAGUACGUGUGCCACUCCGCAGAAACUGUUCUACAGAAGCCGUGGCACACCAGUGAAGUCUCAUUCUCCAAGUCCGAAUUCAUCUCCACAGAACUUUACCCAGAUCGUUUCAAAGGAGCACCCGGUUGUUUUCAAGAUACCAAACGUUGAGAAGGAUUGCCCUAGUCCAUUAAAGAAUAAUGAAAAUGAUAAUCAGUCGCAGAAAAAUGUGAUCGGUUAUGAGAAUGUUCAAACUCUGUCCGAGUCAGUACAAACUUGUGAAGUGAUUGAAACUGGUCAAGAUGUUCCCAGUCCUUCAAGACACAGUUCAGUAGUUCAGUCUAAAGGCAAGGGAGGUCUGGUGCGAAUGCAGAUAUCCAGUGGAAAAAGAGAGUCUGAAAACUCAGGAUUUGAGUUGAAUCACUCAAAUUCGACAGGUUUGCCUUCUGAUGGUGAUGCCCCAAUGUCUGACCAACAACACACGGUCAUGAUGGAGUCACUUUCCAGUGAAACGAUAAGCGCCUUCCAAGCAUACGCAGAAAGUAUUCCAGGGGUUGAACGGACAACAGUGUCAGGUGAAACGACACAGAUAAAUAUCACCACAAACUUUGGAUUGUUGCCUCAUAAUCAGCCAGCGUCUUGUCCGACUUCUCAGUCUUUGAAUACGUCGUCGGGUCAGAUUGCUUCAGCCCAUGUUGCCACAUCUGCCUGCCAAGAGAUACCGUCUGCUUUCACACAGCAAGAACUCGAUGAUGAAAGAGCUCUCCUUGCUGAAGUGCACAGCACCUUGGCUUCCAUGCCUCCUCUUCCAAAUGAUCAAACUACUGGUUCCACGACACCGGUUGCCAGUUCUCAAAACGAGGAUAUUCCACUGUCAGCUGGCGCAUUGAUGGGUUUUUCUGCUGCUCAGGAACAGAUAUUUUCCACCCCAGUUUCUGAGCCGAACACGGCUUUCGUGCAGUCACCUCAGUACCAGCAGGGUGGCUCAAAGAAGAAGAAGACACAUUCUAGGACCUCUUCAGUGAGUGAAAUAGGGACUCCGCCUGCUCCCUCGUAUCAAGUGCCCAUACCGAGCUCCAUCAACUUGCAAGACCCCGGAGUUCGUGUCAUCCAAGUGAAAACACAGAAGGGAAAUGUCAUACCGAUAUUUCUCACUCCACUGGACUCCUUUGACCAGAGCACCCCAGGAGAGCAGCAACUGUCUUCAGAUCAAGGGAGUUCUCUCCCAAUGAAAGUGAUACCUGUUGAAGUGAAAGAUAUCGCAAGCCCAGAGGCCCGAAUGCUUCUUCAGGACAACUCACAGUCUUUUGAUACAAUGUUUGGCAACGCAGACACCUCAGGGAGAGCGUCUUUCAUCGGAAACCUCCUUUCUUCUCAGAAGGACAAUGCUACUUCAAAUGAGGCAGUGAAGGCCAACACUGAACAAGUUGCAGCUAGUGAGACAGCAGGUCAGGCUUUGAUAGAUCCAAGCGUCGCACUGGUGUCUGAGAGUGGAUCUUCUGUAAACACUUCUCCAGAUAUGGCUCUGGUGAAGGGCAGUGGAUCACAUCAAGAGGGAAUGUCAACUGAAGGCUGUGUAGAGCUGAGCAAAAUUGGGAACAGACGAAAGAGAAAAAAGAAAUCUAGGAAAAGCGAGAGAGAGGCAAAGAAACGCCGGACGGAGUCAGUGCCAGUGGAUGACUGUGAUAAUGUUGAGCUGUUGGACUUCUUGCAGGCCCAUCCAGUCGGUGAUCUUUGUAAAAAGACGAUUUCUCCACUGUCUCCUCAUCCAUCUGUGACUGGAUCACCAGUGAAAACACCAGCCAAAGUCGAAAACUAUAAAUUCUGUUCACCUGCACCAGUUGGAGAUCAGACCCAAGAUGGUGUUUCGUCCAUGUGGCAUGAUAUCGUCAACAUUGACCUCGGAGAACAAACAAAGAUAAUGGCUGAUAUAACUAGACCGCUGUCAGAACUUUUAAAAACGCCGACUAAGUCCGUGACCUAUCCCAGUCGUGGAACUCCUUCGCGAAGUCAACAUUCUGUGACUCAGGUUGGACAGUUGGCUGCUCUUCUGAAAACUCCCACCAAACCUGACGCCUGCCACUCUCAUGGUGCUGCAAAAGGCCAACAGGAAGGGACUCCCUCUAUACUCAAUUGUGAGUCUAAUCCAAGUCUGGACCUCAGUCCAAUGCGUGGCAAACUCCGACCUAUCUUGGAGUCUUGUUCGAUCAUUGACAAUCAUGUGGUCGCUUCUCCAACAAUGUCUCUUGGUCCUGAUUCUGAUAUUGAUGCUGACGAAUUUCUUCAGAGGCUGCCAGAGCGAACAAGGAACGUUGCGAAAACUACCAAACUAAACAAACAACCAAGACAUUCAUCCAUCUCACAAUCACAACCUAAAUUUCCUUCCUCAUCUGCUGCUGCUGUAGUUGCAGUUGAAUCCACAAAACCAAGUCAAAUUCCUCCAAAGGAGACCAGUACCAGUCCAAUCGAACUUGCUGCUGCGGAGAGUGGUAUUUUUCCAAAUGAAUCUACAGGAAAUCAGGAAAGUUAUCCAAAUGACCAAGUUUCAUGCUCUCGUGUCCGAACUCCUUCUGUGGAAAUUGCGCCAGUGAAUGCACCUGCCGUCAGCAAAUCCUUCUCUGUGCAGAGUGCUCCAGUCAACAUGCCCAUCAAUUCCUCGAUAUGUUCCAUGAACUUGCCCACGAUACAGCCUGCUCAACCAGUCCAGUCAAGUGUUAUAUUAGUGCAGCUUCUGAACGGACAGUAUGCUGUGCUCCCAACAUCGUCCCUCACGCCUGCUGCUCCUGUUGUCAUGACUCCUGCUGCUACGACUGCUGAACCAGUCCGCUGGAAGAGAAAGUAUAAAAAAAGGAAGAAGAAAUCACCAUCGCAGAGCUCCAAGAAAACCACACCACCAGCUGUCCCUGUUCAAAAUGUGACUUUGCCAGCUAUGAAUCAAGUAGUUCAAGCACCGCAGAUUUCGAACUUCUCACAACCUAAUCCAAGUAUGCCUCAAUUUCUUGUUAAUCUACCACAACCGACAGCACAACCAACUCUGACCCAGCCUGCUCCCGUUGUGGUCCAGCAAGUCUCCUCCACUCUGCCUGCCCACUGUUCAACCCAGCCAGUACCCCUUGGCCAGCCUGUUCCCAGAGUGGCCCGGCUGGCAGCUGUCAAUGAGCCAAACCAGUCAAUGAUGAGCCCAACAGACUUGGUGAUAGCAGAAACACCUCCGUACAUACCAGAGCAUGAACAAGAAGAGUGGAUUAGGAAUAUAUCUCCUAGCCUCGAAGCCCUCGUCAGAAUAGCAUCCCCAAAGAUAGAUACAAGCAAACAGCCCAAAACCUCAAGGCCAACCAAAGCCUCAGCAAGGGACCGCCGAAGUACUUCUCAUAGUCAAUCCAGAAAAACAGCACCAGAAAUAUCUGAGAUCUCUCCACGUAAACGAACUGGGAUCGCUCAGCGGAACACGUUUAGUCCCCUUGUUGCUGCGGCCAUGGAGUAUCAACAGAGGAAGAAAAAGGAGCUACAAUCGCCAGCCAGGGAUGUACCUCUAGCAGACGCUGAUGUCUCUAUGGAUAUGCCCUCUGAGGAUAUUUUCUUAGGUUUGGAGGGUGAUGAACAGUCACCUGUUAAAAAGUCUGUGGAAGCCUUUGAGAAUACUUCAAAACAUUCAACUAGUAGUAGGGUUUCAAAGGCUCCUUUGAGUAGUUCAACAGAUUCGGGUGUGAAAUUGACUGGUGCUAAGUCGAAAAUUGUUUCUAAAGAAAGGAAGUCUAAAAAGGAGUCUAAGAGGAAGACUAAGGAGUCUAAACCUGACUUGACUUCUCCUGUAUUGCCGCCAGAGUCGGUGAUUUCUAACAUGCAAGGGAGUCAGAAUGAAGUAGUCCUCUGUAUACCGAACGAUGCUACACCUACUAUAGACACUGAAAUGUUUUCCGCUUUGUUGAAUGAUGAUUCUGAGGUUGAUAAUGAGAAAGAAAGAGGCAAGGCGGCAAAACGAGGAAGACGUACGCAGAAACGACGGAGCAGCAGUAAACACAGGAGUCGGCCAGAGACUGUGUCGAGUGUUCAGACGACAGCAACCAGGAUGGUUUCACCAGAAAGUCCCAGGAAAGUUGCCUCUCCAUUAGAGAAAGGCAAUGUCUUAAAAUCUAGUGAUUUGACUGAAUUACCGCCUUCAAAAGCUAAGGAGGGGCCUGGUCAGCCAAAGAGACAUUUGCCAAAGGUAUCCGCUACUCUCCAGAAAAAGUCUUUGCCUGGAGUAAAACAAGCCAGGCAAGAGAAGUCUAAAGCGAAACCGCAUGUUCGAGUAUUACACUUUAAUGAAUUUGAUAGGGAAUCGACAACCGCUUCAAAAUCUAAAAGCAGCAGGGAGACUGUUCAGCCAAGGACAACAGUGGAUCAAGAUUUGUAUGAAGUCAUUCAGGAGAAAGGGACAAGUGAUGGAGUGUCUAACACCACAGUGUUCAGGGACCCAAAAUUAAAUGCCCGAGUUGAAAUUCAUGUGCCGCGGUUAGGCAAGGAUAAGAAUGGUUGUAUUACGGAUGAAAAUAACUCGGACUCUGAUGAUUUAGGCCCUUUACCCAUCCCUCGACGCAGGUCCAGCAAAGCAGAGAAGACUUUGAAUGUCCCAGAGGUUGCGCAGACGUUGGAAGUUGAAAAAUUGGGAAGUGUUUUGAAGGAUUCCUCAUUCAUACAAUCUUGUCCGGUGACGAAAAGUGACAAACAUUCUCGUGAUGAUAAGGCUGUUAGUAGUCAAUCUACACCAGAGGAUACGGGCUGGAGUAGUAGUUAUAAAACUAAGGACAAGGUCACUGCUAGUAUUUCCAAAUUAUGGGAUAAGAUUGCCUCUGGUACUUUUAAAUCCAAAGAUGAGGUUACUGCUAGUAGUUUGAAAACAAAGGACAAGGUUACCUCUUGUAGUUCUAGAUUAAAGGAUAGGAUCAGUGGAAGUAGCUCUAAAGAGCAUGGACUAGGCUCAAAAUCACUGAAAAGGAUGAAGGCUAAAAAGUCAAAGAAGAAAGGUGUUGUUGAAUUAGAUCGAAAGACACUUGAUGCUCUUUGUAAGGCUGCAGGUCUUGAUUUGGGAAAGUUUGUGCCAGACAGUUCUAGUGAUCAGGAUGAUGAAGGGGAGACAAGUAAAGCAGAAGACUCUGCUAAUGUUGAAAUUGAUAGUGAAAGUGAAAACGAACAAGGUGGUGAUGGAAGAAGUAAUUUUCUCCUUGAUUUGAAAACCCCAGCCGAAAAAGAUGUGAAAAACAGGAUGUCUGUUGAAAAGGAUGCGAGAUGGUUGCCUGGUGAGGAAGAGGAGGAUGGUCAUACCUGUGAUAACGGAAACAUGAGUGACAAUUCUUUUAGUUCCAUGAUAAGUGCCCCUCCGAAUGUAGACCUUGAAUCAACUCGAAAGCAGACGUCUUGUACUGAGGCAGUUUCAAUUGGAGAACUACAAAAUCAGUCUGCAUGUAAUUCUAGUGAAAAAGUUUCUUUUAAGAAACUGUCGGUGAGAGAAAAAGGGGAAAUUGUGGGUAAAAAGUCACCAGGUGUGAGGAAGAGAAGUUCUAAGUCCGACAGUGCUCGUACUCUUGUCAAAAAGAGUGAGCAGAAAGUGGGCGAUAAAUGUCAGACUUCAGCCAAGAAAUCUGUUCGUAAAGUACAUGUUAAUGCAACUGAUACAGAAAGUGUUGAAGCUUCUUGCAAUCAUUCUACAGGUAGACGUGUAGCAGGGAACGAGGCCACCAAAGUUCAUUUAGAUGCGGUACUUGAUUCAGUUGUCCGAUCAAACGAUUCAGAAUGCUUUCGAGUUGUUUAUAGUCCAAAAAAAUCUAAGAUGCAGCUUAGUUCUUUGGAGGAUGUGUUUAACUCUGUUAUAGUGACUAGUCCAGAAAACCAAAUGCGAGAGAAAGUGCAAGGAUCUGUAUAUCGUAUUCCUGCUGAUUUGGUCUCAAAGUUUCGUCACAAGACUAGUAGUUCUAAGUCGGCAAAAAGCUCAAAAUCAACUGCGAAAUUGCCAGUGAAGAAUGUGUCGAUCUCUCAAUCGAACUCUGCUUUCAAACCUGACAGUGUACGUUCUUGUGCAAAUUCAUCAAAGAAGUCUGCUCUACCUGAAAAUUCUGGAAGGAAUUCCGCAAGUCAGAAAACAUCUCACGGCCAGACAUCUGAUGCCAUAUUGGACAAUAAAUUGCCCAAGAGCUCGAAAACAAAAAGUAGUGUGACGCACGCAUCGAAAAGUGAUACUAAAUGUGUAGAACAUUCCAGUAAAUCAUCUGAUGCAUUUGAGACUGUGACGCACUCUAGCGACAGAAUGACUAAACCUAGCCCACGUUCACAAAUACGCAUGGACUUUGAGGAAAUAUUUGGUGAUGAAUCGCCAGCUAAAAAUUCACAGAAAGGAGGAAAAUAUGUUCCUUCUUCCUCUCAUUCACAAAGAAAGCCGCUGCCAAGAAAAAGUCCAAGGAAGAGAACAGUGACGAGUGUGACUGUGCCAUCCAGUUCGACGUCACCAAAGAGGGGACAAGCAAAGAAAAGUCCAAAGAAGAAAGCUCAUAAAAUAUCACGACUGGUCACAUCUUCCAAGUCAAAAAGUAAAAAGGAUCUUAUGAAAGUGAAGAUACCUCAUCUUAAAAUUGUGACGAAUGAAGUACAUGCAACACCUGAGGACUCAACUUCUGUUCUACCAGAUGAAAGCACGCCAAAGGUUUAUUCUCCGCAGAUGACACCGGAGAAGUAUUUCCCAAUUGAUAUCAGCCCGGAUAGAUCACCAGAAACGGUAAUCAAAAGUGAGAUAGAUUCCGACGAGGACAUGGAGAUCAAUGCAGCAGAAACUCUAGUUUCCAUGGCCAUGAGCAUUACUCCGCAGAAGUCGUUGUCUGCUUCAAAUUCUAGGUCGCCUGGCCUUCUGGUCAAUGUGUACACAACGCCUCAAAAAGAGGACAAUCUUGAUUCCUCCCUGGACUACUUGCCUGAUCUGGGCUUUUCGUCGACUGCGACAUCCCAGCCUGUGUUUCCUUCUUCCACUCAAACUCUGCCAACAACGUGUCGAGGCGUAUUUGCCUUUGAUGAUAAACAGUCUGGCCUGGUAUUCAAGACACCCGAGAAGCCACAGAUGCCAGAGACUACAAGAAAAACUCCGAGGAAAGGAACACCACGAAAGCUGUUGGUGAUGAACCAGGACCCAUUGAGCGACUUGAAGAAGAAGGAUCGCGAUCUGUUUGAGAAAAAGGUUCCCAAGAGCCCUGCUAAAGUCGUGAAAGUGAAAACGUCGAUGAAACCUGGCGUGAAGAGAUUGAGUCCAAGGAAACACUCAAAAGGAAAGACACACCAGUAGACAUGGCUCGCCUGAACAAAUGAGUUUGCCCUGUAUCUACACAUCAUAUGCAUUGUGCUUACCAUAUUGGAGACCCGUCUGCAGAGCAAGUAUCUGGAAGCUUCAAGUUGUGAUCAGAGUAUAAAUUUGCAAUAAACCUGUGUAAAUAUGUGUAUGUGCCAUCAGUGAAAAGGUCCGUAACGUGGGGUAGUUGGAGUCACCACUCACAAGUUAAAAGUAUCUAUGUCGACAUAAUCACCCCUGGGUAAGUCUGAGUUGUUCAUUAUUCUCACAUGAAUACUCUGAGGUACUUCCCAAUGCAGUAUUGUUAGAGUUGUUACUGUUUGGGAUCCAUUUUCUGAUACAUCCCAGAACUCCAGUCCACACAGCAACUCUGAAACUCCACCACCAAUUACUCUUUCUCUCUUUCAAAGUUACAUAAAAAAACCACUCCUGUUUAUGUGCAAAUUGAAUAAAUAUAUUUUGUCGAGUUCUCCGCUGGUUUUGUCCAUACUCCAUGUUUCCCCACAAUCCAGGAUCCUGUAUCUUCCCCUGUCUUGUAGUCCAGUUUCCACUCUGCAUUUAGUUGGGAGCUGGACCUUAUCCAAUGUGUUACCUGGCUUGCAUAAUAAUCAAUUGGCUGGUGGCCAGUUUUACUGCUGAAAACUUGAAAAUAUUGGUUAGCAUGUUUUCAUGACUCCAGGAUGAGGUGGAGACGAUAAAGUGAUGAUCUGUCAUUUACAAAUCACAAAUGUACAUGUUUACCGUAAAUGUAUUUGUCUUGUAUGCUUCUACGAAAUUGAUUUUCUAUCUGUGGGCCUCGGACCGACUGGUGUUUCAUUUUAGUUGAAAAUGGUUUCGUCAUAUAUUGUCAAUAUACAUGUAUCUGGGCAAGUGUACCUUGCUCAAGUAUGAAGGCUCGAACGGGUCUGUUGACAUCCACCAGGUGUGGUGUGUCUCCGCCAGGCAGAAAACAGUUUUUCGCUGAGGUAAUUUAAAGCUCAGGAAAAUUUUUCCCGUUGUAAUUAAGAUGAUAUUUGUUUUGUUUCAGAAUGAAUGUACAUACGUAUGUUGUAUUGCAAUAGAUGCUUUAUUUGCUCUUGA